AUGGCUGGUGAUAGUGAUAAUGUACUUCCAAUACCAAAUCCAAGGCUCUUGGAUAAAUUGACACAAACGGAAGUUAAGAAUCAUUUUAGGAAUCAAUUCCUUGGAAAAAUGAUUCAAUUUGAUAUCUCUCAUUAUGAAUUGGAAAAUUUUUUAACGCAAAAACUUUUGGGAAGAGAUUUACUUUACGUUACAUUUGAAGAAAUUCGUUCUUUUGGAAUUAGUUAUGGUUCAGCCAAGAGACUUUGUGAAGAAAUUACGAGAUUGAAACAAUUAUUUCAAAAUUGUUAA
Messenger RNA from Funneliformis mosseae, 288 nucleotides. NCBI's taxonomy places the organism in Eukaryota, Fungi, Glomeromycota, Glomeromycetes, Glomerales, Glomeraceae. The record is from the annotation of a GenBank genome assembly.